AUGGUGAUUCUCAGAAAAGGUGAUCACAUAUGGCUGGAAUCCCCUUCAAGCAGUGAAUACAAUGUCCCCAUUGGGGCAGUUGUGAAGAUUUCUGAAUCAGGACAGUUUUUACUAGAGGAUGAUGAAGGCAAGGAACACUGGGUCACGGCUCGGAACAUCAAUGCUGUGCGACCAAUGCAUCCCACCUCUGUCCAAGGAGUUGAAGACAUGAUACGCCUUGGAGACCUCAAUGAAGCUGGCAUGGUGCGCAACCUCCUUUUUCGCUAUAAGGAGCACAAAAUCUAUACCUAUACAGGCUGUAUCUUAGUAGCAGUGAAUCCGUACCAAGAGUUGCCGUUGUAUACCAUGGAACAAAUCAGACUCUACUGUAACAAAAGGAUUGGGGAAUUGCCUCCUCAUGUCUUUGCCAUCGCUGACAACUGUUAUUUCAAUAUGAAGAGAAAUAAGAGGGAUCAGUGCUGUGUUAUCAGUGGAGAAUCUGGAGCUGGGAAGACUGAAAGCACAAAGCUAAUAUUGCAGUUCUUAGCUUCUGUCAGUGGUCAACAUUCUUGGAUUGAGCAGCAGAUUCUAGAGGCCAAUCCCAUUUUAGAAGCUUUUGGAAAUGCCAAGACAAUUAGAAAUGACAAUUCAAGCCGCUUUGGGAAGUAUCUUGAAAUUCACUUCUCUCAAAAUGGGGUGAUUGAAGGAGCCAGGAUAGAACAGUUCCUUCUGGAGAAGUCCCGCGUUUGUCGCCAGGCUCCAGAGGAAAGGAACUAUCACAUCUUUUAUUGCAUGUUAAUGGGGAUGAAUCUGGAACAGAAAAAGAGGCUAAAUCUGGGCACUGCUUCUGAGUACACCUACCUCACUAUGGGUGACUGUACUUCCUGUGAAGGCCGUAAUGAUGCCAAGGAGUAUGCUCACAUCUGCUCUGCUAUGAAGAUCCUCAUGUUCUCUGGUUCUGAGCAUUGGGAGAUAAGCAAACUGCUGGCAGCUAUUCUGCAUCUGGGGAAUAUAGAGUUUGAAGCUGCAGUGUAUGAUAAUUUAGACUGUUCUGCUGUGAUAGAUUCUGCACAUUUUUCCAUUGCAACCAAACUGCUUGAGGUAAAUUCUGGGGAACUCCACAAUAGUUUUACAAACCAUUCCAUCCUUAUCCGAGGGGAAAGUGUCUCCAUGCCCUUAAGCGUUGCCCAGGCUGCUGAUGUGAGAGAUGCCUUUGUGAAGGGGAUCUAUGGGUACCUCUUCUUGUGGAUAGUGAAUAAGAUCAAUGCCGCAAUCUACAAGCCACCCUCACAAGAUAAUAAGAACAUAUGCAGGUCUAUUGGACUACUGGACAUCUUUGGCUUUGAAAAUUUUAAUACCAACAGUUUUGAACAGCUGUGUAUCAACUUUGCGAAUGAGCAUCUCCAGCAGUUCUUUGUGCAACAUGUCUUCAAGUUGGAGCAGGAGGAAUACCUGGCUGAGCACAUCUCCUGGAACCACAUUGACUUCACUGAUAACUAUACAGCCUUAGAAGUGAUUGCACUCAAGCCCAUGAAUAUUGUGUCACUCAUUGAUGAGGAAAGCAGGUUCCCUAAGGGCACCGACACUACCAUGUUAAACAAAAUUAACUCUCAUCAUGGCAGAAGCAAAAUUUAUAUUGCACCAAAAAAUGUCCAUGAUACAGUCUUUGGAAUCAAUCACUUUGCUGGUGUUGUUUAUUAUCAGUCUAAAGGCUUUCUUGAGAAAAACCGUGACACGCUUAGUUCUGAUGUAAUGCAGUUGGUUCAUUCAUCCAAAAACAAAUUCCUCAGGCAAAUCUUCCAGGUGGAUGCAGCAGUGAAUGUUGCUUCUUUGGGGCGUGGGAACAUCAGGCAUCUUGGAGCUGAUCCCACCUUCAAGGGGUCCGAUACUAUCAAACGCUUGUCUACAUUAGGAGGUCAGUUCAAACAGUCCCUGGAGCAGCUGAUGAAAAUCCUGAGCACCUGCCAGCCAUAUUUUAUCCGCUGUCUCAAACCCAACGACCACAAGAAGCCAAUGUUGUUUGAUCGAGAACUCUGCAUUCGACAGUUGCGCUAUUCUGGGAUGAUGGAAACCAUUCGCAUUAGGAAGGCUGGCUAUCCAAUUCGCUACACUUUUGCAGAGUUCUUUGAGAGAUACCGAGUCUUGCAGCCAGUAUCAGCUCGAGAAAAGGUGAAGAACGAUGCUUGCCAAUGCUGCAUUUACAUAUGUGAGACUGUGAUAGGAAGAGCUGAUGAAUGGAAAAUCGGAAAGACCAAAGUUUUCCUGAAAGACUAUCAUGACGCAGUACUGGAGGUGCAACGAGACAAAGCGCUCGCAGAGAAAGCGAUUCUUAUCCAGAAAGUGCUAAGGGGAUUCAAAGACAGGAAACAGUUUCUGAAGCAGAGGCACUGUGCUGUGGUUAUUCAGACAGCCUGGAGGGGCUAUUACUGUCGGAAGAACUUCAAGAUGAUCAUGCUGGGGUUCGAGCGCCUGCAAGCCGUUUUCCGGGGCAGACAGCUUGCGAAACAGUACGAGACAGCCCGGGCAAGUGUAAUUAAGUUCCAAGCCUUGUGUCGAGGAUACCUGAUGCGCCAGAAAAAAGCUGAACAGCUGAAAGCUGUGUGUAUCAUUCAGGCUUACGCCAGGGGGAUGUUUGCACGCAGGAGUUUCCAAAGAAUGAAGACAGAGGAGCCAGAAAAAGGUGCUGACAAGACAAAAGAACAGGACGCUCAUGACAGUAAACACAAUGAACUUUAUGACAUCAUCAGCGACCAGGAAAUGGUGGACAGAGUGUUUGGUUUCUUACCUUCAUUCAUUGGAGGCCAAGAAGGACAAGCUCCCUUGGGCUUUGAGGACCUGGAGACAAAAAUACCGGAACUGAGUGAGGUAGACCUGGAUAUGAUCCCAAUGACUAUGGAGCUGGUGGAAGAGGAGACUGAUGACCUAGCACAAUACACAUUCCCCAAAUUUGCAGCCACUUACUUCCAGAGAUCCUCUACACACACACACAUUCGGCGGACAUUACGCCAUCCGCUGCUCUACCAUGAUGAGAAGGAUGAUGUUCGGGCAUCUCUAAAUGUUUGGACUGUCAUCUUGCGAUUCAUGGGUGAUAUACCAGAACCAACAAAGAACAUCAGCAGUAAGAACAUCUCUGAGGUGACUCAGAUUUAUGGUAACCAUAGCAACAGAAGCCAAUUUCCACCCACAACCAACACCAGUCCUGAACUGAGAGACAACAGGAAGGAUAGCAAGCUUUCCAAGAUAGCUUCCUCUGUGAAGCUAAAACUUAGCUCCAAGGUAACUGGAAAGGUGGCAAACCAGCUGGCCAGUGGGGAAGAAAUGCUUCGGGAAGAAAGCGAUGUGACUGAGAGAGCUAUGUCUAACCUCGAGAAGGUGCACUUCAUUAUCGGCAAUGCUAUCCUGCGUCCUGCCAUCAGGGAUGAGAUUUACUGCCAGAUCUGCAAGCAGCUUACUGAAAACAACAAUAGGACUAGUUAUCUAAGAGGCUGGAUACUGUUGUCUCUCUGUCUUGGUUCUUUCCCUCCUUCAGAAAAGUUUGUGAAGUAUCUGUUGAAUUUCAUCCGAAGCGGACCAACAUUGUAUGCACCAUACUGCGCUGAAAGGUUGAGGCGUACUUAUGCCAACGGAGCACGGUCUGAGCCACCUAGUUGGCUGGAGCUUCAGGCAACAAAGAGUAAGAUGCCCACCAUGCUCAGUGUGACCCUGAUGAAUGGAAACAGCAUCACAGUCCCUGCAGAUUCAGCCUCCACUGCAAAGGAGAUCUGCCACAUGAUAGCUGAUAAAAUGAAGCUGCAGGACACCUUUGGGUUCUCCCUCUACAUUGCUUUGUAUGACAAGGUUUUGUCACUAGGUAGUGGACGGGAUCAUGUCAUGGAUGCCAUUUCCCAGUGUGAACAGCAGGAAAGGGAGAAGGGCGGCCAUGAGCGCCACACUCCCUGGCGUCUCUACUUUAGGAAAGAGAUCUUCUCUCCUUGGCAUGACUCCAAAGAAGAUCCUGUCAGCACUGAUCUCAUCUAUCAUCAAAUCAUACGUGGGAUUCGGUUUGGAGAAUACUGUUGUGAGAAGGAGGAAGACUUGGUGGAGAUAGGAGCCAAAUAUUGCUAUGUCCAGUUUGGAGAGUCCAUCCAGAAUGACUUGGUUCGGAACAUACUCCAGGAGUGUAUCCCAGCAAAGCUACUAAGGUCCAAACCCCAGGAGAAGUGGGUGAGCCUCAUUACAUAUGCUCAUGCCAAGGCUCUGUACACCCAAGACAGGCAUUCAGCUCAGAGCGUGAAGGAACAGUUGGUGGAUUUUGCCCGCUUUCAGUGGCCCCUGCUCUUUUCUAGGUUCUUUGAAGUUACCAAAUUUUCAGGGCCCAGCCUGCCAAAGAACCAUUUCAUAGUGGCAAUUAACUGGAAAGGUAUUUACUUUCUAGAUGAUUCAGAAAAGAGGCUACUAGACCUUUCCUUUCCAGAAAUUACUGGCGUUCAUACCAUCAGGGCAGUCAAGACAUUUGGGCAAAGUUGCACCCUUACCACAUUGCGUUCUGAAGAAUUUGUCUUGACAUCAGUCAACAGUGUUGCCAUCGCAGAACUAGUGGUCACGUUUCUGGAAGGACUAAAGAAGAGGUCACAAUAUGCUAUAGCAAUGCAAGAGAGCAGGCAGCAAGAGGAUUUAACAAUCCUGGCUUUUAAGAAGGGGGAUUUGCUUAUUCUAAACCGUGAGAGAGGACCAGAAGAAAGUCAAGGCUGGGUCCAUGCUCAUAAUGAGCGAACCAACAAAUCUGGGCUUGUCUCAGAAGAGGCUAUCUACAUCAUCCCUUCUGUUACAAAACCUUCGAGUCAAAUAAUGAGUUUACUGAUGAUGUCACCUGAACAACGGCGGUUGGCAUCAUUGAACUCUCGCACAGAGGAGCCUGAGGAAGAGGAAUUGAAGGUGAAACCAUAUACUCUUGAAGAAUUCUCCUAUGAGCACUUCAGGGUUCCCGAAAAGGAGUCCAUCAGCAGAGCUGUCUUACACAAGUCCCGUGGGCGGAGUCCCCUGUGGGCUCACUCCCGGGAGCCCCUGAAACAGCCCUUACUGAAGAAGGUGUGCACCAAUCCAGACCUUUGGGACUCUGCUUGCCAGACAUUCAUUGCUAUCAUGAAAUACAUGGGAGAUUACCCCUCAAAGCAAGAGAGAUCCCCUGCAGAGCUCACUGACCAGAUAUUUGUAGUGGCUAUUCAGGAGGAAGUUCUGCGUGAUGAGAUCUACUGUCAGAUCAUGAAGCAGCUCACAGAGAACAGCAACAGGUACAGCGUGAACAAGGGCUGGCAAUUACUCUGGCUCUGCACAGGCCUUUUCCCUCCUAGUAAAUCUCUGCUGAAACAUGCUCAGAAGUUCAUGGAGACUCGUAAGAAGGAGGACCUAGCUUUAGAUUGCAGACGUAGAAUCCAGAGGGUGAUGAGGAGUGGUUCUCGGAAGUGGCCCCCUCACAGUGUGGAAGUGGAGGCGAUCCAGAAGAACAUCACAAAGAUCUCCCACCAGGUUUACUUUCCAAAUGAUACAGAGCAGGUAUUUCAAGUAGGGACACACACAAAAGUGCGGACUCUGUGUCAGACCAUUGCCAGCAAGCUGGAACUGAGUUCCUGGGAAGGAUUCAGCCUCUUUGUCAAGAUUGCAGACAAGGUGAUCAGUCAGAAUGAAGCUGAUUAUUUCUUUGACUCCUUGAGGCAAGUGACAGACUGGAUACGGAAGAACAAGCCUGGCAAAGAGGUGGUUCCUGUGACUGUGAAUUAUCAGGUAUAUUUCAUGAGGAAAUUAUGGCUAAAUGUGACUCCUGGGAAGGACUUGAAGGCUGACUGCAUCUUUCAUUACCACCAGGAACUGCCCAAGUAUCUAAGAGGCUAUCACAAGUGCACAAAAGAGGAUGCCAUCCAGCUAGGUGGUUUGAUUUUCAAAGUUCAGUUUAAGAAUUGUCAAACGCAGCAGACAGUAAUCCCCAAAACUUUGAAGGAACUAGUGCCUGAGAACCUGAUCCGAACAACGUCUCCAGAGGAGUGGAGAAGGAACAUUAUUUCUGCCUGCAGUAAACAUGAACAGAAAACUGAGGAAGAGGCCAAGAUUGCCUUCUUGAAGUACAUCUGUCGUUGGCCAACAUUUGGCUCAGCCUUCUUUGAAGUGAAGCAAACCUCAGAGCCAAGUUUUCCAGACAUUGUCCUGAUUGCUAUCAACAAACAAGGAGUAUCUUUAAUAGAUUCAAAAACUAAGGACAUCUUGACAGUUUACCCCUUCAAUAAAAUCUCCAACUGGAGUAGUGGCAGCACAUAUUUCCAUAUGACCAUAGGGAACCUGGUACGAGGCAGUCGACUUCUUUGUGAGACAUCAUUGGGAUACAAAAUGGAUGACUUGUUAACAUCAUAUGUGCACCUGAUAAUGAAUGCUGUAAACAAACAGAAAAAGCAGAGUGUUCCUGCCUGAGAAUGACAAUGACAACAGUCCCUCUUUCACAACUUUGCCAAAUUACCAGUCAUAGCGUAGAAG
Molecule: messenger RNA, 6480 nt
Organism: Euleptes europaea (tarantolino)
Lineage: Eukaryota; Metazoa; Chordata; Lepidosauria; Squamata; Sphaerodactylidae
Gene: MYO7B
Product: myosin VIIB
Exons: 47
Coding region: 1-6417 (2138 amino acids)
Cellular component (GO): myosin complex; cytoskeleton
Molecular function (GO): ATP binding; cytoskeletal motor activity; protein binding
Source: RefSeq, a predicted model, not a curated record